Hypoxylon trugodes is the source of this 822-nucleotide messenger RNA. RefSeq lists its product as uncharacterized. The record is from RefSeq and is a predicted model, not a curated record. The coding region runs from base 1 to 822 and encodes 273 amino acids. Lineage: Eukaryota; Fungi; Ascomycota; Sordariomycetes; Xylariales; Hypoxylaceae. The transcript has 2 exons.
AUGGAUCGUAACAGACGACCAACACCCUACCCUCUCGACACGCUACCUGCACGCUUAUUCCCCCCUGAUGGGUCAGAAACGCCGUCGACGGGCUCAUCCGCAUCAAUCGACCCAUAUGCUUUCCUCUCGCACUUCGACACAGUCUUCCUAAUCGACGACUCAGCAAAUAUGCUACCAUACUGGAACGAAGUACGAUCCCUCCUCUCACAAAUCGCACCAAUAUGCACAGAGCGCGACCGCGACGGCGUCGACGUCUACUUCGUCAACCACCACCCACGGGGGUACCUCUUCUACGCCGCGCUCGGACAACAAGCGCUCCGGUCAGGCUACAAGCACAUAGGCCAAGCAACCGGCGUGCCUGGUAUGCGCGACAACAUAGCCGGUAUAUUUGAAAGCGCAAAACCUAGCGGAAAAUGCAAACUCGAUCACCGAUUAAGUUGUAUCUUGGACGAGUACGUGAGUACUUACAAAUACCACGUCAAGUGCUACGGACGGCAUCUACGACCUUUGAAUUUAAUUGUUAUUACCGCGGGUAUAACGCAUGAUAAUCCCGUCGACACCGUGAUACGCACCGCGCGAGCGCUUGAUGAGUUAGGUGCGCCGGCGUGGCAGGUCGGGGUGCAGUUUUUUCAGGUUGGGAAUGUGGAGGAUGGGCGGCAAGGUAUGGAGUACGCGGAUGAGGUGUUAAGCGAUGCGUUGGAUAUCCGGGAUAUGGUGGACACGGUUACGUGGAGUGGAAGGAUAGGGGAGUUGUCGCCGGAGGCGCUGCUUAAAGUUGUGCUUGGCGCGAUGCAGAGAUCGAUUGAUAGGGAAAAGAUAUAG